AUGUCAUCGCCGGCGAAUCCCAAAAGGGCCGAUGAGACUAUGACUACAGCCAUCGGCGGCAGCCAAACAACCUCGCCGGAGAAUUCUGUCAGAGAAUUUGACAAGAAUACUAUAUCUACAAGAAAGGUUUUUUUGGAGGCAUCUACCAACGUCGGAAGAAACUUCUCAGAAAGGCACACGAGCAACGGGAUCGAAAGCCUAAACCUAUCAAGCUUCGAUCUACCAAUGGCGCCGGCCACAAUCGUGCAAGACAUCCGGGUUUUCGUGGCUACAUGGAAUGUAGGUGGGAAUACUCCAAACCACGAACUCAAUCUCGAAGAUUUCUUGCAAGUCGAGGGUUCUGCAGACAUAUACGUGCUCGGGUUCCAGGAGAUCGUACCAUUAAGCGCGGGUAACGUUUUAGUCUCCGAGGAUAACGAGCCGGCCUCAAAAUGGCUAGCGCUCAUAAGCCACGCGCUCAACAAACCAUACCACGAAUAUAUCCACUCAUCGUCGGCCCAAAACCCGAGCACAAACUCCAAAACCACAACAAACGGGUCCAAGGACUCGAAAUCGAACCACAUUUUCCACAAGCCGUCGCUAAAAGCACUCAACAAGAAUCUCAAGGGAGAUAGCGAACUCCUCAAGAAUUGCAAUUGUUGUAAGACUAAGAACCCCUCGUUUUCGCAUCGACGGGCGAGAAACUUGAGAGGGCCCCACUUGAGCUUUAGCGACCCGAGCAUGCACGAGUUUUUUGCGAUAGCGGAGAUUGAUUUGCCGACGAGGCUCAACUAUCAGCUAGUGGCGAGCAAGCAAAUGGUCGGGAUUUUCUUGUCCGUGUGGGCCCGGUCGGGCCUAGUGAAGGAUAUCGGGCACCUCAGUGUCUCCUGCAUGGGGAGGGGAAUCAUGGGAUGCCUUGGAAAUAAGGGUUGUAUAUCGAUGAGCAUGACGGUGCACCAAACGAGCUUUUGCUUCGUGUGCAGCCACCUGGCGUCCGGCCAAAAGGAAGGAGACGAGCUCAGGAGAAAUUCUGACGUGGCAGAAAUCUUGAAAGGCAUCCAAUUUCCUCGACUUUGCAACAACCCGACCCGCCGGGUCCCCGAACGAAUAAUCCAUCAUGACCGUGUGAUUUGGCUAGGGGACUUGAAUUAUCGAGUAGGAUUGAGCUAUGAAGAGGCAAGGAUAUUGUUGGAGGAUAACGAUUGGGACUCUCUCUUGGAGAAAGAUCAGCUGAACAAGGAAAGAGAAGCAGGAAGAGUAUUUAUUGGGUGGAGCGAAGGCAAGAUUGUGUUCGCGCCCACAUACAAGUAUUCCCACAAUUCUGAUUCAUAUGCUGGUGAGACCACCAAGUCCAAGAAGAAACGGAGGACCCCUGCAUGGUGCGAUAGAAUUUUAUGGCGUGGAGGUGGCAUCGAGCAACUAUCAUACAUACGUGGGGAAUCGAGAUUUUCGGAUCAUAGGCCCGUUUGUGCGGUUUUUGCAGUUGAAGUGGAGAAGAUGGCAAAAUUUAGAAAGGGUUAUUCUUGUGCCGGCACAAGACUUGAAUUCGAGGAGGAGUACUACAUACCACAAAGGCAUAGUUUUUGCGACUUUUAGCUCUAUAGAUUCUAGCGACAAAAAAGCCGAGCAAUAGUAUUGAUUGUAGUUGUGCUUUUAGUCACUUAUUCCGAAUAGCCCUCAACAAAACACAUCAGAUUUAUAACAUGAGCAUGCAUCGAUGGGUGGGUUAAGUCAACUUAAUUAGAAACAAAAAAAAUUUAUCUCCAUAUGAUACAUAUGAAGCACACAAAUAUGCAUAUAUAUAAUAAGUCUGAGGUCUGCGCAUAAGCAAUGUAAUUAUAGUUUACGGCUCGUUUGGCGAGGAGGAAGGAAAUUUUUUGAUAUAGCUUGAAAAGAUGAGCUGUACACAUUUAUAUCACAAGCUUCGAAAAAUAAGAAAUCUACAUUCAAUAUUAUUCAUCAAUCAAUCGCAUCUCACAAGUAGAAAAAAUUGAGAUAUGAGGAGGCAAUCAAAAUACAAGUUUAAAGAAAGAAGCAAAACUAACACAAUUAAAAUUAAUCAUUAGCGGUAGCCAGCUGGAGAGAGAGCAAUUCCUCCUCUGGUAUAAUUUUGACGCGGCAGUCGGACCUCGGGUACGACGCGCACAUCAGCGCGUACCCACUCUCGAUGACGUCAUCGCUCAGCAUACCCUCGCUCUGGUCCACCUUCCCGGAGAGCAGCUGGGCCGGGCACGUCAUGCACACGCCCAGCUUGCAGUCGUGGGGAAUUUCAAGCCCCGCCUCCAGCGCCUUUGACAGGAUCGUCUCGUCCGGUUCCACCUCCAGCUCCGUCGACCCGCCGUCGUGCUCGACCACCACCCUGUAGGCGCGGACGGCCGUCGACCGGUGGCGGAUUGUGGUCGGAUGGGAUUGCGGCUUUAGAUCAAGAGAUUGGAAUUGAGUUUGAAUGAGGGUUUUAUAUCUGUUGAAAUUGAGAGGAAGAGUAAGAUGAAGAGAUGCCAUUUUAGGGCGAUUGGAGGUGCAGGAGAGGAUAAGGUAUUUUUCGUGGUUUAUAAAUUGGACUUGUGUUGUGGGUGUGUUU
Striga asiatica is the source of this 2560-nucleotide messenger RNA. Lineage: Eukaryota; Viridiplantae; Streptophyta; Magnoliopsida; Lamiales; Orobanchaceae. The record is from the annotation of a GenBank genome assembly.